AUGGAGGGGUUGGAGUGGUUCCUUGUGGCAACAAGCAGCAUAGGCUUCAUUUGUGUGUGCAAGGCACUUGUGAAAUUUCUCAAGUGGGUGUGGGCGAUGUUCUUGAGGCCACCAAAGAACCUCAAAGAAUAUGGUUCAUGGGCUAUAAUCACUGGCUCCACUGAUGGAAUUGGCAAGGCCAUGGCCUUUGAAUUGGCAUCCAAGGGACUCAACCUUCUCUUGGUAGGUCGAAACCCUCUAAAACUUGAGGCAACCUUGAAGGAAAUAAGAGAGAGACAUGGUGUUGAGGUCAAGUUUGUGGUGAUAGACAUGCAAAAGGUUGGUGGAGAGGAAAUAGCAAAGAGAAUAGAGGAAGCAAUAGAUGGUUUAGAUGUUGGUUUGCUUGUUAAUGGUGCUGGCUUGGCUUACCCUUAUGCAAGAUUCUUUCAUGAGGUUGAUUUGGAGCUUAUGGAUGCCAUUGUCAAAGUGAAUGUGGAGGCAACAACUUGGAUCACAAAGGCUGUGAUUCCAUCCAUGAUCAAGAAGAAAAAAGGUGCUAUACUGAACAUUGGUUCUGGUUCCACUGUGGUCCUUCCUUCAUAUCCUCUAGUCACUCUCUAUGCUGCUACAAAAGGAUACCUUGCAAUGUUCUCUAGAUGCAUCAGUUUGGAAUAUAAGCAUCAAGGAAUUGAUAUCCAAUGUCAGGUUCCAUUAUUUGUGUCAACAAAGAUGACCAAAAUGAAGAGUUCAGUUUUUGUGCCAACACCAGAAUUGUACAGCAAAACAUGCACAAGGUGGAUUGGCUAUGAAAAACUGGUUGUGCCAUACUUUCUCCAUUCUCUGCAAGCCUUUCUCAUAAAGGCAAUUCCUCAUGCAUUUCUGGAUUCCUACAUGUUCAGUUAUUUUCUUUAUUUUCGUGCAAGAGGAAUCUCCAAGGACUCCAAAAACAAAACAUUAUUAGCUGCAUCUAAUUCUGCAGAACCAAACAUCAUUAAUCAAGAUUAUAGUACAAAAUAUAUGUAA
Molecule: messenger RNA, 1002 nt
Organism: Sphenostylis stenocarpa
Lineage: Eukaryota; Viridiplantae; Streptophyta; Magnoliopsida; Fabales; Fabaceae
Source: the annotation of a GenBank genome assembly